AUGAUGUUGCUUUGGUUAACCACCGCAUACCGUCAGAGCAAAAAGAAAUCCCUUAAAUCAAAGCCGAUCAAAUGGUAUCGUAGGUACAGUCAUAAUGAUACUCUUCAUAGUCCCAGUCAUUGUCGUAGUAAUUCAGCAAAUUCUGUCGAUGUUUUUAAUUUAAUUGUUCCAUCAAAUUCUGAUUCAACAUUAUCACAAUUAAAGUGUCCUGCAUGUUCAUUACCAAUGACAAGACCAACUGUAUUACCAUGUCAACAUACAUUUUGUUUUCAAUGUAUUAAAAAUAAUCAAGAAAUUCGUUCAAGUUCAUUACCAACUCCUUCAAAUAGUUGUUUACUAUCAAAUAUAAAUCAAAAAACAAUAAUACAAUGUCAAAAAUGUUCACGUAAACAUCAUAUUAAAUCUUUAUCAGAUUUAGAAGAAAAUCAAUCAAUACAAUUAUUAAUAAAUACACUUUUAUGUGAACAAUGUCAUCAAUUAUAUCAAUCAAAACAACUUGAUGCAUGUUCUGAUUGUUAUGGUGUUUUUUGUAUAAAUUGUUAUAAAGAACAUACUCAAAAUCAUCGAAAUGAUUUAAUAACAAAUAAAGAUAUGUAUCGAAUUGUAUCUACAGAUGAAACAAUCAAUAUAAAUAUGACAUUAAAUUCCAAUGAUAAUGAACAAACUUCAGAUAGUCAAAUAUUUCAUGCACGAUCAUUUGAUAAAGAAAAAAAGUUAGCAACGGAAUCAACUAAACCAACUGUAGUCAAAGAAAAUACGGAAGAUGAAAGUACAGAUUCAUCGGAAAAUAAUAAUUCGAAGAAAAAAUCAAAUAAUAUUUUUCGUACAAUAAUGAGUCCUCGACAUCGUCGAUCAACUAGUCUAUCUAAUAAAGUUUCUAUAAUAAAAACUUCUUCAUCAUCUAAUAAUAAACAAAUAUUUUCAACAAAAUUUUUUCCUCGAAAAAAAUUAAAUAUUAAUACAAAUAUUAAAGAUACAUCAAAAACAGAAUCUAUACAAGCAAUAACACCUAUUACGCCAGUUAGUCGAUUUAUAGAUCUUAGUGAUCAAUAUACAUAUACUGUUCAACAUAUAAAACAAUGUAAACAACGACAAAUAGAAUUAGAUCGAACAGUUAAAAAACUUAUUGAAGUAUUAACAAUAAAAACAAAUGAAAAUAUAAAUCAAAUAUUGCAAUAUUGGAUUCAUUUUAAACAAAUAUUAUUAGAUCGAUUUCAAUCAAACACAAAUCGAUGUUUAAUAUUUGAUUAUUUAUUUAAAACUUGUUUUUCAAAUUCAGAUUCUCAAAAACAAAUUGAUUUAUAUAUUGAAAAAAAUGAUGAAAUAAAAGUAGCAUUAGAAGUUCUAUCAACAACAUUAACUAUUGUUAUUGAUAAACAAUCUAUAUUAGCAAUAAAUCAAUUAUUUGAUCGUGAACAACAAGCAACAAUACAUACAUUAAAACAUCAACUUGAAUCAUUAUUAUCAUCAUAUUCUGAUACACUUUCAUUAAUUAAUGAAUGUAUUAAUGUAUAUGAAUGUCGUUUUACUACAUGGAAAGAUCCUCAUCCAACUGAUUUAAAUUCAAUAACUGAUGGUUGGAGACAAAUUAUUAAAGAAGAUUAUCCAUCAUUAAUAGAAAAAAUUUCAAAUGAUUUUAUAACAAUAAUACCACAAUUAGAGAAAACUCUUUUACAAAUGCUUUAUGAAAUGAGAAGACGUUUGUUAAAUUUUGAUAAUCAAACCACAAGUCAAAGGACUAAUAUUAGUUAA
Messenger RNA from Rotaria sordida, 1752 nucleotides. The record is from the annotation of a GenBank genome assembly. Lineage: Eukaryota; Metazoa; Rotifera; Eurotatoria; Philodinida; Philodinidae.